Messenger RNA from Ostrinia furnacalis (Asian corn borer), 4529 nucleotides. Its product is annotated as ubiquitin domain-containing protein 2. Gene Ontology annotation, molecular function: protein binding. The transcript is spliced from 4 exons. The record is from RefSeq and is a predicted model, not a curated record. Bases 113 to 820 code for a protein of 235 amino acids. Lineage: Eukaryota; Metazoa; Arthropoda; Insecta; Lepidoptera; Crambidae.
AAAACAUAUACAGCUAAUCUUUUUUGACAGAAGCGCACGGAGAUAAAAUGUUAUUUGUUAAAUAUUUUUUUGUAAAUAUUUGCUAAAAGAGUAAUUGUAGAAUGUGAUCACAAUGGGCGGUUGCAUCGGUAUAACUAGGAGCAGAAGCGGGCCAAUAGAAGAAUCCUCGGGAACGGUGUCACGUCCCAAUUCUGGCGGGUUGAGGAAGAAUCAGUCGCUCUGCCACGAGACGAUAAGGUGGAAAUCGGACGUGCCAUUGACCGAAGGACAGUUGCGGAGUAAACGGGAUGAGUUUUGGGAUACAGCACCAGCGUUCGAAGGUCGGAAAGAGAUCUGGGACGCACUGCGGGCGGCGGCGGUGGCGGCCGAGGCGAUGGACUUCCAGCUAGCGCAGGCCAUCCUUGACGGCGCCAGCGUGUCGGUGCCCAACGGAUACCUCACAGAGUGCUACGACGAGUGGGGCACGAGAUACCAGGUGCCGAUAUACUGCCUGUCGCCGCCCAUCAACAUGGUAAAGGAGGCGAGCGGACGCGACUCGCCGGCGGAGUGGUCGGAGCCGGUGGACGGCGGCGCCGAGCUGGCGCUGCGUCUGCGCCUGUCGCACACGUGCCGUGACGUCACGCUCAGCGCGUACUCGAGGCACACCGUCGCGCAGUGCAAGAAUAAACUGCACGCGCAAGAGAAUAUCGAGCCGUGGCGGCAGCGGUGGUUCUACGGCGGCAAAUUGCUUGGCGACCGCUUACUGCUGGAGGAGGCUCGUAUUACACCCGGCUACGUCGUGCAGGUCAUCGUCAGCACCGACCCGCAGCCGCCCAGCUAGUCGCCAGGACGCACCGGUAGGCAUCUUCGAUAUCCAACCCUGACCCGAAGGAUUUAGGUUCAGUUUGAAGUGCAGCGUUCUCUUGCAAUAGUAUACAGCUCCUUUUACAUCUUUGAUAAAAUUCUACUCUGAUACAAAGGAUUUAGGUUCAUAUUCCUUGCAUAAGGUUUCGUUUACCGACUCGCAGCCGACCAGCUAGUCGCCAGGACGCACCGGUAGGCAUCUUCGAUAUCCAACCCUGACCCGAAGGAUUUAGGUUCAGUUUGAAGUGCAGCGUUCUCUUGCAAUAGUAUACAGCUCCUUUUACAUCUUUGAUAAAAUUCUACUCUGAUACAAAGGGUUUAGGUUCCAUAUUCCUUAUAAUAGAGUGUUUCGUUGACUGACCCGCAGCCGCCCAGCUAGUUCACAAGACACACUGGUAGGAAUCUUCGAUAAUAAAAUUCAACCCUGACUCGAAGGUUUUAGGUUCAGUUUGAAGUGCAGCGUUCUCUUGCAAUAGUAUACAGCUCCUUUUACAACUCUGACAAAGGAUUUAGGUUCAUAUUCCUUGCAAGGGUUUAGGUUACUGACCCGCAGCCUCCCGAUUCGCCAUCUGGUAGGCAUCUUCAGUCAACCCUAACACAAAGGAUUUAGGUUCAGUUUGAAGUGCAGCGUUCUCUUGCAAUAGUAGACGAAGGUUUUCAAAUUAGAUUUAUUCUAAGUACAGCUUAUUCUUUUAAUAGAAUAGAAUUUUUUGGUCCGCUAAUUGGUGCAGGACAUCGUUAGCAUCAACUUUCGAAUCUUUGCAAAUGUAACGCUACUAUAAAGAAGUAAGGUUCAUUUUAAAGGCUGUUAACGUCUAUACAAAUAUUUAGGUCGCUGUGUUACAUUACAUUUGAUAUACUAUUGCAAGAUUGCUCUCUAUAACUUAUUUUCAUUCAAUCAUUGUGUAUAAUAUUGAUAGUGGCAAUAAAAUUCUUUAGGGUUGCCACUUUAUAAAUAUCGUAGAUAGCGCACUUUACCAAUGAUAAAAGUAGUAUUUCUUGUUUCUUUAGUCUUAUUCAAUGUGUAGCAGAAAACGUUAGUACUCAUGAAAAAAAUAAAUAGAUUCAACACCAUUUUAGCUUAUGGCUGUUUUAUCCCUUCUCAUAAUACUGAUUACUCUGUGAUAAAAGAAAUAAAAUAAUAAAUAGUCAGUUCAAAAGGUGAUGAUGUUAACAAAGUUUCCAUGAUAUCGGGACUGAAACAUGUUGCUAUUACAAAUAUUUAAUACGCAAAAAGAACUAUUUUUAUCAUUGGGUCUUUAAAAUUUUAAAUAUGUAGAUGUCUACCAAUAAAGCUAAAAGCCAUUCACGUUCAGGACAUUAAUCUAAAAUAAAUGUAACUGAUCAACAAAAAAAUAUAGGAUUCGAUUAAAUUGUUGUUAUAAAAUGUGUAAUUGAAAUAAUGCAAAUUGCAAAAACACACCACUACUGAUAUUUGAGCUUCAUUAUUUAUUUAUUCGGAUGACUAUAAAGCUAUUUUUUUUUAUUUCUUGUCUUUUGUUUAUGGUCUGUGGCUACAACUUAUAUGACGUAUUCACGUGUUGCCAUACUGAGAUUCGGAAAACAAAAUUGAAUAAAAACUAGCAUAAUCAAUUUUUUUCUCGAUUCCUAACAGUCUCGAAAGUAAUAUUGCAUAUUGCAAUUCAAUUACAUGUCAUACAUUAAUAUUUAGUUAGUAAUAUUUUAACACUACAAAUUAUUUUGAUAUUUAAAUGUGUACAAUAGUGCUUCAGUUACAUACAUUGGAUGUAAAGAUUAUUUUCCUAAAAAUAAUUUGUUUUAUUUUCUAUUUUAUUAUAAUGGGGUUAAUUUUUUAUCUCUAUUUUGCGUUAGUUUGUUUUGUAAUCUGUUGUUAUUUAAUAAAUGUUCGUGCGUCUACUCCGCAAAACGGUUUCGAUAUAAUUUGAUCUCUGUCCCUCUCAUUAAUAUUCCAGUGUGAGUGAGAGAGACAAGGAUAAUCGAAUGUUCCAAAAUCUUUCUGCGGAGUAUGUGCUUUUGAAAUAAUGCAUUAUCGAUCGUGGGAAUAAGUUUUAUUUGAUUCAAAACUCGUUACAAAAAUCUUUUAAUCGUUCCCUCGUUCUAAAGGUCCGUAUGUGACUUCCUGUGUUGUGCUUUCAGUCACAAAUAACAGUGCUAAGGUCAUCAUAUUACCAAUUGUUCUUAAAUCUAAAAAAUGCCCCAAAGUAGUUAAUAAUAUCUUGGGAUGACUGCAUUAAAUAAGUUUGUACUAACUACUAAGGCCUUACUCCGUAAAACUAUUAUAUUAUUCGAUUACUUCUGUCUUUUUCACUCAAACUAGCAUAUUUCAUGAGCGAAUGAGACGAGCGGAGUCGAUAACAAGUUUUGCGAAGUACGCCCCUGCUAUAACGACUAUAAAAUCAAAUAUGUAUGUAUGUAUGUUGUAUGUGCUCAUACAUGACUGUCUACAUUGAGUGUGAAGUGAAUGAUUCUGUACUUUUAGUUAGAUUUAAUACAACACUCAUUAUUUAUUGAGAGGUAUGUUAUAAAAUUUGAAUGGCUCAUUAGAUUUCUUGUAAUAAAUUCAAUAAUGAGUGCUCACUGUGUAUUAUUAGUCUCUCUCGCUCUCGGACAUUUCCUUUUUCCUAGUACAGUUAGCGUGAAAAAUAGUUUAUGACAAAAGUAUACUUUUGCCUGACUGGCCUAGACGACUUAAACCAAAGCAAAAUAUUAACUUAUUAUAUCUACAUAAGUUCCUAGUGUAUGCUUUUUAUUCAGACGUCAUUUUAAUCAAAUGAUGUUAUGCGGAAGGGAACCAGUUUUCAUUUUAUUGUUAUCGAUGGCCACAUUUGCUUAGAUUACACAGUGAGCACCCUAGACUCAGUUAAAUCAUAAUAUAAAUAUUAUCUUACGUAUGAUGCGAGCGACGGGUUACUUUUGUGUGCGCUCGGCAAGGGGUGUAUAGUUUUUAUAUUAUGUCGGGUUGUAUGUCGCCGAGUGUACACGUCGCCUGUUAAUAAGUUUUGCAGAAAUUAUGUCACAAAGUUAACAUUUGCACUGCUGUUAUUUUUUAAUAUAACACUAAAUCUUAUAACAUUUUGUUUUAUCACUCGUCGCUUGGGUAGCGGAGUGAAAAAGUAUAUGUAUGAAAAAUCAUACUUAUCUUGUAUUAAAGCAAUGCAAAUUAAUGCUUGUAAAUAGCCAGGUAAUAACGCUUGUAAAUAAUAUUGCACAUAACAGUACAUAUACCAAAAUUGAUAUUAUUGUUUGUGACAUAAUUUUUGUUCCCUUUCUAAUAGUUGCGCGCGCGCAAUGCUGCGACUGCCAUGUAUUGUGAUGUUGUGAGAACUUUCUUAAUACUUAAUAAUUAUAACAUAUUUUUUAUUUUGAAUAUUUUAAUCAAUCCUAGAUUUUAAUUUUGUACACGGGUGUAGCGACGCGUGCGGUUUUUAGUAGUAAAGUUUUAUUUAUUAUUUUUUAUUAAUAAUAUUUUAAUAACCAAAAUCAAAAUUUAAAUAGCAUGUCAGAAUAUUUAUAUCAUUAACUGCACGACUGUGUAACUAUAGGUACUCAGACUACCCUUAUUUCAUAGCUUAUAAUAAAGUCGCACGCGUAGCAAUGCAACGACUGUGGCGCGGACUGAUAUUUUUUUUCGCUUUUCUAACAUUUUUAUAGUCAUUUGCUAUAACUUAAGAACUGCGAGCUAUUAAGCUCAUCAUGACCUAAAG